CGUUCCUACCUCGUCAUUAAUUUAUUCUAAUUAUACGUAAAUAUGCGUUACCGCCAUUAUGGAGGACAAACAAACGUAAACAAAUAGUUCGGAGAUGUCAACAGAAAGCGAACAUUUGUCUAAGCUUGAUUCUAAUGCAAAGCAAAGAUACUUAGAAAAAAUAAGCUUUAUAAACCACGUUGAUCCAUAUCUUCUUAAAGAUACUGAUUUCUCUGAUAAUAUAGAUAGUUAUCCAAAUGUUACAUAUCCGGAUAUUGUUAACUAUUUUUUAUUUGCUCCAAGUCCUCUUACUAAGGAUCAGUUAAAAGCAUACAAAGCUCUUGAUUCUUAUAAUCAAUUUGUAUCAGGUUGGGUUAUCAACGCUGGUGUGAAAUUAUUUGAGAAAUAUGUUCUUAUUCAUGGCAGAGUGAAACACUCUCAAAAAAUGAAUGAUGUACCAUUACAUCCAUGGAUUAUUUCGGAGAAGUCAGGAAAUAUAGUUUGUGCACAUUGCAAUUGCAUGGCUGGUCUCGGAGAAAGUUGUUCACUUGUUGGUGCGGUACUAUUUCAUAUUGAGUGUGCAGUUAAAAUUAGAAAUUCAAAAACAUGCACUGAUGAAAAAGCUUAUUGGUUACUACCAAGCUCUAAAAAGAUAGAAUUCAAGCCUGUUUCAGAUAUUGAUUUUACAUCACCCAAAUCUUUGCAAUGCAAUUUAAAUAAUAAAGUUCAAGGCAUAAUCUAUGACAAAAAAAUAGCACAUAGAAAAAGUGUUUCUAUUCCAACAAAAGAUGAAACUGAUAAAUUUUUUUUAGACCUUAGUCAAUGUGGAACAAAACCAGCUAUUCUUUCAAUUAUUCCUGGGUUUACCAAACCUUAUCAACCAUCAAUAAUAACAGAAAAAUAUCCUGAAUCAUUGUCAGAUCUUUAUCAGAAAAAUAUAUUUCUAAACUUUGAACAACUCCUAGCUGCUUGUAAAAAAAAAAAAAUUACAAUAACGAUUGAGCAAAGUAAAAAUGUUGAGAGUACAACGCGACUUCAAGCAAAAAGUAAAAACUGGUUUUACUUUAGGGCAGGUCGUAUAACUGCUUCAAAAUUCGGGAGUGUGUGCUGCGCAAACAUCACCCAACCACCAAUCAGUUUGAUUAUGCAAGUAUGUUACCCCAUUCAAGCACGUUUUUGCACAGCAGCAACAAAAUGGGGAAAUGACCAUGAAAAAAAAGCAUUGACUUUGUAUUCCACAACCAUGGAAAAGAAACACUCUAAAUUUUCAAUAAAAAAUUGUGGGUUUUUUAUUUCAGUUCAACAACCCUUCCUUGGUGCAUCACCAGAUGUAGUUAUUAACUGUGAUUGUUGUGGAAAUAGUUGUCUGGAGAUAAAAUGUCCAUAUAGUAUGAGAGAUAAAUACAUUAGCGAAUUAUUAGAUUUUAAAAAUUGUUGUCUGGAAAAUAAAGCUGGUUAUAUAUCUUUAAAAAAAUCACAUAAAUAUUACUAUCAAGUUCAGUGUCAGUUAUAUGCAUCAUCAAGUAACUACUGUGAUUUUUUUAUUUGGACAUCAAAAGAUUCGUAUUGCGAAAGAAUAUUGCCGGAUUUGGAAUUUAUGGACAGGAAUAUAAUAAAAUCUAAACAAUUUUUUAAAGAAUGUAUUUUACCUGAACUAAUUAACAAAUUUUACAGCCAAAAAAAUCAAUUAAUGAAAGAAAUAUCAGAUAAAAAUAAAUUUAUACUAAUAGAACACAGCUACUUUAAAAAAGAAAACAAAGUUUUUAAUGAUCACGAUUAUUGUAUAAAAUUGUAAUAAAAAUGUAAACUUUUAAUAAAAAUAUUUUAUACUUAAUUUGUUAAUAUUUAUUUUUGUUUAUAAGAUCUAGUUUCAAUUAAUUAUUCAAUCCUGUUAAAUUUUU
Messenger RNA from Hydra vulgaris (swiftwater hydra), 1880 nucleotides. RefSeq lists its product as uncharacterized. Lineage: Eukaryota; Metazoa; Cnidaria; Hydrozoa; Anthoathecata; Hydridae. The record is from RefSeq and is a predicted model, not a curated record.